AUGGCCAUACUUGAUCAUUCUACAGUCCAAAGCCAAAACCAAAACCAAAACCAAACCCAAACCCAAGAUGCUACCAUUCAAGGAACUCAUGAAGUAACUGUGGUCAUGGUUCCCUUUCCAGCACAAGGUCAUCUCAACCAACUCCUCCAUCUAUCCCGCCUCAUCUCCUCCUAUAAUAUACCCGUUCACUACGUUAGCACGGCCACUCAUACUCGUCAGGCAAAGUUUCGCGUCCAAGGUUGGGAUCCUCUUGCCAUUUCCAACAUCCAUUUCCAUGAAUUUUCAGUCCCUUCUUAUGAAAACCCUCCUCCCAACCCAAAUGCCCCAACAAAAUUUCCCACACAACUCAUCCCAGCAACACAUGCAUCGUUCAAACUCCGCGAGCCAGUUUAUGCACUUCUGCAACAACUUUCAACCACAACCAGGAGAUUGGUAGUGAUUCAUGACUCUCUCUUUCCAUAUGUCAUACAGGAUGUGGGUUUAAUCCCGAAUGCAGAGUCCUACUGCUUUGAGAGCAUCUCAACCUUCACUAUCUACACAAUUGUUUGGGAAGAUGAAGGGAAACCUGGACUAUCCGAGCCUGAACUACUCGAAUUACUUGAAGAUAUUCCGUCACUGGAAAGUUGCUUCCACCCAGCGCUGAUAGACCUUGAAAAUUUGCAAAAGAACACCAAGCCAAUCAGCUCUGGCGACCUAUAUAAUACAUGUAGAGCUAUCGAGGGUCCAUACCUUGAUCUCCUUGCAAAAGCCAAAACAGCCGAUUCCAACAAGCAAUGGGCUAUUGGUCCAUUCAAUCCAGUUGAGACAAACGACCAGAAAAACUCGAAAAAGAGACACUAUUGCCUGGAUUGGCUUGACAAACAAGCCACAAACUCAGUCAUUUUCGUUUCCUUUGGUUCAACAACUUCACUAUCAGACGAAGAAGCCGAGGAGAUCGCAAGUGGAUUAGAGCAAAGCGGGCAAAAAUUCAUAUGGGUACUCAGGGAUGCAGAUAAAGGAGAUGUCUUCCAGGGAGAAGUUAGGAGAGCUCAAUUGCCUGAAGGAUUCGAAGAGAGAACUGAAGGAAGUGGAAUAGUUGUGAGGGAUUGGGCCCCCCAACUGGAGAUUCUUGGACAUACAUCAACAGGUGGAUUCAUGAGUCAUUGCGGAUGGAACUCGUGCAUGGAAAGCAUUAGCAUGGGAGUACCCGUGGCUGCAUGGCCUAUGCAUUCUGACCAGCCCAGAAAUGCGGUACUGCUGGAAAAGGUGCUCAAGAUUGGCCUAUUAGUAAGGGAUUGGUCGAAGAAAGAUGAACUUGUGACAUCCAUGACUGUUGAAAACGCUGUGAGAAGACUAAUGGAUUCAGCCGAAGGAGAAAAGAUGAGGCAAACGGCAAAGGAACUGAGCAAAGCUGUGAAGGGUUCUGUUAUGGAAGGUGGUGCUAGUCGCUUGGAGAUGGAUUCUUUCAUUGCUCAUAUUCGGAGAUGAUUUUUUUUUUUUUAGUCAUAUA
Molecule: messenger RNA, 1489 nt
Organism: Coffea eugenioides
Lineage: Eukaryota; Viridiplantae; Streptophyta; Magnoliopsida; Gentianales; Rubiaceae
Product: zeatin O-glucosyltransferase-like
Exons: 1
Coding region: 1-1467 (488 amino acids)
Molecular function (GO): UDP-glycosyltransferase activity
Source: RefSeq, a predicted model, not a curated record